Molecule: messenger RNA, 3949 nt
Organism: Chara braunii
Lineage: Eukaryota; Viridiplantae; Streptophyta; Charophyceae; Charales; Characeae
Source: the annotation of a GenBank genome assembly
GGAGGGCAGACGGAGGUUUAAGAGACGGUCCAGAGGAGGCCGGGAGGAAAGGGAGGCGGCAGGGAGAAGUAGGGCGAAGGGAGGACAGAAAGCGGAACGUAGUUUAGAGGUUGAGUGACGUAUGGAGGAAGGGAAGAGGCAAGGGGGAGAUGAGCAUGGGAAAAAGCGUGAAGAGGAAGAGGAGGAAGUGGAAGGAGGCCGGGAGGAAGGGGAAAGUCGGCAGGGUGAAAGAGCGGAGGGAGGGCAGAUGGAAGGAGGAGGGAGGGCAGAGGAUUGGUGGGGUACGGAGCAAGGGAAGAGGCAGCUGCUGCCCUCAAGUGACGUUCCAACAGGACAAGCGGAGGCUGGAUCGGCACUGUUUCCGCUAGCCAAGCCACCACGAGGAGUGAAGCUACUGAGGGAGAAACGGGCAAUUUAUUUUGAGGUGGAGUUAGGACAUUUGUGGCGGAGGAGGGAUGGUGUGAAAGACACCCAGCCACAGCACGCUCAUGGUGAAACCCUUGGGGGAAACAACUGUCUAGCAACACCACGUUAUGGGCAUGGGCUUCGGGACAAGAACCUUCUAGAAGACACAGGAAAAUGUGAUGAUGGGAAUGCGGGAGGUGGAGGGAGGUCUGGAGUCAGGGAUGAUGAGAUAUCGGCAGUCACUGCAAGGGAUGAAGAUAUCACACUGGAGCAGAGAAAUGCGGCGACUACCCCUUUGCCAGAGCUUGUUGAUCCUCCUCCGCGAAGCACCAACAUUGGGAGAGAAGGUUGGCAAACUGAGGGAAUGGAAGGCAUAGGAAACAAGAGCUUUUAUUUUGAAAACCCACCAUCAUCGCUGAUCUAUCCCAUACAAGGGGUUCUUUUACCUGUCUGGCCUGCUGCUCCAGCACGGACCUAUUUGAGGCGAUGCUGGCUGCAGGGCUGGAGUGGAAGAAGUCUCUUCGAGAAUGUUGUGUAUUUGGCUGGUCUUGGAAGAUGGGGCCAAGACUUUUCGAGACUUGAAGAGGUUGGUGAAGAGAUAGAGAAGAAGGUACCUCAGCAGGAAGAGGUAAAGGAGACCAAGGAAGAGAUUGCUGCACAACCAAAGAACCAUCAUGAAGAUCAGGCUGUGAAGGUUGUUGAAGACAGCAACAGCUCUAGCAGCAGCAGCAGCAGCAGUGGCAGUAGUAACACCUCUAAUAGUGAUGUCACGAGCAGUGGAGGUGAAACUGGAAACGAGAGCGAGAGUGAAACAAGUGCUGAAGAUGAUGGAGUCAUAAAUGGUUGUGUGGGAGCUGUCACGGAUGAUGGUGGUGGAUCUGUUCAUGCACAUGAACAAGUGAUUGCUGGUCUACAUUUGCAGGGGCAAGAUAAUGACCGGGUUCUUGAUCUUGACUUUGUAGAUGAGAGGGAGGAUGCUGGCAUUAGUGAGAGCAUUGACAUGGGUGUUGAAGAGGUGCUAAAGUCUUUUGAGUGGGAUGAAGACAUGAAUGGAGUCAUUUCUGAUGAUCAGGAUGAUCUGCCCGACUUCAACAAGCGUAAAGGAGAUGAUAUUGGUGACGACUUCUUACUGGAAUUUGACCUUCCCACAAAAUUGCCCCGCACUGAAGGCACGGAUACUGUCCAUGAUAACAAACAGUUCUCAGCUGCUUCCGUAUCGAGAGAAUGCAAUAGACCUUUGGGUUUGGACUUUCCAGAUCAAGUCACAUCUCCUGGUUCAUGUGGAGCAGACCUUGGGCCGUUGGAUAUACUACAAAUGGAAGGGUCAGGAGAAUUGGCACAAGGUGAUACACUUCCAUGGGCUGUUGGUCCCAUGCCGGGAGAAUAUAACGAUUCUUCAUUCUUCUUGCUCUUUGAAGCAGAUAUCGGAGAGCCACCAGACACGCAACUGAACAUCUCACCAAAAUCUCAACUUCGGCAACCUCUGCUAGACUGCAACACAGAAAUUCCAGGAAUUGAAUUGGAUGGGCAAAAGUUGUUGAAUGCUGAGACAGAAAAAGGUCUGAUUGCACCGAUGACACCAGAGUCUGGAAUAUCUGUAGCCAAUCAGGGCAUGACAAUGUCGAUGAGUGACCCAAGGGUGUGUGAGGCAGUUAUCGUUUGUCCACCAAGUUAUCGAGCUGUCAAACUUCCGCAACCUAUGGCUGAGGGAAGACCAGGUUCUGGUGGAGGGAGCAGCUCUGAUGUACAGUUUCAGUACACACCAUCUGAAGUUGUGAAGACAUGGAUGGAUGAGUGUGCUAAGCGGAAAGGGUACAUAUAUUCUGCUGCACUGCCAACAUCAAGAGACAAGGGAAGGAAAAGAACACCGAAAGAUAUCCUUGGCCACAGUCAAAUUGCAGGAAGCACCGAACGAUUCCAGAGAAGGAAGAUAGGGUUGGCAGAGCGAACGGCACAAAUUACGGGAACUCUCCAAACACGUGUGGCAUCCAGUGUUGUAGGUCGUCAAGAAGCAGCAGAGAUGGCGAAGCUGAAGCAAGAGCACAGCAAUAGCAGUGCUGAGCAUGGGAAAAUCCACAGUGGCAAAGCGGUGGAGUUGGAUGCGUCACAGUCUCUGCUGGAGGGCGGCACAAAUGCUAGACAGAAUGAUGUGAAAGAGGUUUCCAACCGCUUAACCAAGCAGAAAUCCAAUGGUGGUUUCAGUGUUGGAAAGACAGGGCCAUGGGAGGGGGUGUCUAGAGAUGGUAUCGUGAACUCCACUGACCUUGCAACUACACCCAGGCCACCAGCAGUGGCAUCAGAGAUAGAGUCGAUGAUUUUAUUUGUACGUGCUUGUGAGCGUGCACGAGUCAUGCUUGUACAAGAGAUGGAAAAACGUGAGAGAGCUGCUGGUGGGAACCUUGGGGGGGAUAACUGUCCAAGUGUCCCUAGCAAGGAAGUUUUUCCACUGUCACAUAGUGGAAAAGGGAGUGGGAGUGCUGUGGAGGAUGCUCAGAUUGGGAAGGGAUGGACACAAUGCAAUAGUGAGGAGGAGCUUUCCAGGAGUGUGCAAGGCCAAGCAAUGGUGCAGAUGAAGGUGGAGAUUGGUGAAUGGAGGGACGUUGGAGAGCCAGCUCGCAGCAGUGCUCAAGAGCCUUUGGCUGUUGGCAGCCAGAUGCUUCUGGCAAGGCAAGUGCAGGAUGGCUUGCGAUCAAGAGGCAGUGGAGGGGCUAGCCUGGGACUCGGUUUGGGUUCGAGUAUGGGGACUGCUGGAAUUGGCUUGGGCAUGAGUGGUAGUGGAACUGGAAAACUGGAUGGAAGGCCUGGGCCUGGGAUCGUGAAAGCUGAAGUUGGAGUGCGGGGGAUGGCCUCAAAUGCCAAUGUCUAUCCAAUUGACAGGAAUCAGAGUGCGGCUUCUGAUCCAAAAUCAAGCAGUGAUCACAAAGUGGGGGCAAGAUGUCUUGUUCAAGGAGCUCAACAACAGGCAGCUUGGACUGCAAGUGUAGGUCGAGGAGAAAAUGUAUUUGGAGGCCGAUCAUCAAAGGUGGCUCAUGCUGGAGUGCCUGACGGUGCACUAGGAACUGCUGCGGCUGCUUCGCCAGCAGCGGUAGGUGAAUCAGAAAGGGAAAGUUCAUGCUGGGGUGACAUGGUAGAUGCAAUUCCACUUUUGGCGCAGCAGGCACUUGUUGUGAUGGAUGCUGGUGGACUCGAUGGUGAAUGUGGUGAUGGGGCAUUGCCACAACUAGCUGUUCGCAGCUGCAUUGGCAAGAAAAUGUCUGGACAAGGAGCUACAGGUGAAACCUCUGGUGUGUUCAUAGCGAUCGAUGAACUUGGUGAUGGUGCAGAUGACAUCAUUCCAGAGGUUCUUGAGCCGCUGGCGGCAGAGGUAACCGCUGUGAUGAAAAAAAAUCUCUUUGUCCCUGUUUUCUGUUCCACUGAAUUUCUCAGCCCAUGACACACAUCUCCAGUCUCCUUCCUCCCCCAUGAAAGGAACCAACAAUUUUGACGGUCAUGGACCUAACUGCAAGGAAAAUGAGCAAUAGUGAAAUGAAAGAACUCCAAAUUG